Messenger RNA from Mercenaria mercenaria, 5131 nucleotides. Its product is annotated as caspase-14-like. The record is from RefSeq and is a predicted model, not a curated record. NCBI's taxonomy places the organism in Eukaryota, Metazoa, Mollusca, Bivalvia, Venerida, Veneridae. The coding region runs from base 293 to 1579 and encodes 428 amino acids. Gene Ontology annotation, biological process: regulation of apoptotic process; proteolysis. The transcript has 9 exons. Gene Ontology annotation, molecular function: protein binding; cysteine-type endopeptidase activity.
GGGGUAUAAUCUAACGAUCAAUUCAAGGAAGUUAACAUUGAAAACUCAUAACGCUACUAUGAACAAAGAGAUAUCAUAUUAUACUGUGGCCUUUCAACUGUUAAAUGUUUAUAUUCACGCUUAAGGUUUACAAAUGUUACAUCAGGAUAAAAGGAGUAUUUAGUAUACUGUGACUGAAAAGCUUUUAUAACAAAAUUCAACAGUGACAUAUUUUAGAGAAAAUUUGUAUAUAUCAAGGAAGUAAUUUUGUGAUGUAAAAAAAAACUUAACAGUGACCUAUAUUUCUGUUGCAAUGGCUCUAGAUCCAGUAACCAAACGUCAUAAACUAUUGCUUACAACAAUAUCAGAUGAACUUGGCAGCCAGGGAGAAGAAUACGACAGUUUCGUUGAACAUUUUAAAGGAUAUGUACCCCGCAGCUUGCUUCAAUCAAAGAAAACUUUACUAGCCAAGUUCGAUGCUUUAGCAUCUAAAGAACAUUUAAAACCAGGAAAGUAUGAUGUUCUGAAAAAGAUUUGCGAAGACAGUGGUAAUAUUGAUAUAAAAAUGUUGGUAGAAAAGGCAGAAACAGACAUAAAUGAACUCUUAAAUACAGGGACAGAAAGAAGUAGCCAUCAGACCACCACAGAUGCAGAUCAGUCAGCUUUAAGGCAAACACCACUUCAACCACCUCCAGUGCAGGAGACUGUAAAUGAUACCGCUGGACCGUCUGCUAAAAAGGCACGUACAGAUACAGCAGUACCAUCUAAACGGGGGCGCACAGAGGUAGAUAGCUCAGAUCUCCCAUAUUACAUGGACGACGAAGGACAAAGUUACUAUGACAACUCGGGGAAAAAUGGUAUUCUACUCAUUCUAAACUCCGAUGAAAAAAGAAAAGGCAGAGAAAAGGAUGUAGAAAAGCUGAAAGGUUUUUUCGGCGGUAACAAGUUACGUUUCGAAGUGUUCGAUCCUAGAAAGCAUGUAACACAAGAUUUAAGUACAGAACAAGUGGACGUAGUUCUUAACGACGUACGAAGAAGGCUGAAUGAUUCCUUUGAAACACAUUAUUACUGCUUUAUUUGUGUAAUUAUGAGUCAUGGAAAUGAGGGUGGUAUAAAGACGAAGAAUGGCACUAUAUCAGUAGAGUAUAUCCGGCAAUUUUUCAACAACAAAAAUAUGCCUAAAUUUGCAGGUAGACCUAAAGUUUUCUUCAUCCAGGCAUGUAGAGGAUCUGCGCAACAGGAUUCACAAGAAACAGAUGAUGCAGAUGAUGAGAAUAGACCGGAAGCUGGACAGAACGAUACCAAAGAUGAAGCUGAUGAAAUUAUUCACAUCCCAGCUGAUGCCGACACAUUACUGGCUUAUGCAACAACAUUGGGCUACAGAUCGUUUCGGAGACCUAGCAUCGGUUCCUGGUUUAUCACAGAAUGUAUAAACGUGUUUGAAAAGUACCAUAAGAAGGAUCAUUUGGAAGACAUGCUCAUCACAGUGCGACAGGAAGUGGCAUUGCGCUGGGGAAAAAAAGACGACGGGGCAAAGCAGAUGCCUUGUGUCUGGAGUACAUUGACAAAACGACUCAAGUUAACGGAAAAUAACACAUAGUAGUUUUGUCAGUAUGAUAUAUUGAGCUUACAAGAUGCUGCGCAAGAAUGUAUGGCUUUUGUCUGGAAGACCCUUAAAGCACUGUUUAGACUAGUUCAAUAUAUAAGAAAUAACUUGCUUCUUUUUACUGUUUUCAUUACUAGCGUGAUCUACUAAGAUAACUGAUGUUUUUAAUUCAGUUUAGUUAUUUCUCGCAGGCCAUAUUAUAAUGAUAAACGGUAUGGAAUAACGUACACGUAUAAUAAGUGAGGCGACAAACAUAUACAUAUAAACAUAAUCGUGCUCGUAAAUGUAAGCUGUGGCAACAUAAGGCUGCGCUUUUGGUACGUGGCAUUCCCUGUUUGAUAUUUGUCUUUGUUUUUUAUGAUUCAAUAGCAGUGGAUUGUUGAAUUGAUAAUCACGUGUUUGUAACCGUGCGAGAAAAAUAAUACAAAAAAGAAUUAUAGGAAAUCUCUGGGAGAGCGAAGCUAAUGUAUUACAUGUACACAGCACUAAAUGUUAUUUUUUAUACCAGGUCGUCUCUAAGGAAGUAAGAAAUUUGAUUCAUUUUACAACAAUUCUUAAUCGGGGAAUCCUUAUUUCUAUUGUCAUAGGAAAUAACUAGUUGAAUAUAAUAAAUAUAAGACACAUAUCACUUUAUUCAGAAAAAAAGACAGGGCUACAGUACGAUAAUGCCACUUAAUAUUGCCUCUUCUGAGAGAGAACAAAAGAUGUUUUGUUCUGUUCUGUUUGUAAUUAUACCAUGCUGUACCCAUUAUUUGGUACUCUAGAUUUUAUUGCAAUGACCGUUGCUUGGCUUGUAGGCUUCAAUUAGUAAACAUGCACAAUGUUAGUUGUAUUGGUUUCAAGUUUCAUGAUGAAUAUAAGUGUUCAUGUAUGUUUGAUAAUGUGCAUUAUGUUCUAGUGCAUACACUAUCAUUUCUAGAAUGUGUGAUCAACGUUUUUGUUUUAUUUACCUAUAUGAAAUUUUAGUCUUCUGUUUGAUAUGAUCUCAGUGGUAAAUGGUGCAAUUUUUCCACACGCGAUGGGUGAAAAUGAAGUGGGGUGGGGUGGGAGGGGUCUCAACGCGCAAUAAAGCAGUUCGCUUUCACCACUAAUUGUUUUCAGUUUUCAGGAGCGUGGUAUUUCCCACAAUCAGUGCAUAUAUCGUUAUUUAUUUUGCGUGUAGAUCUCUCAUUUGACUUAUGUAGUAGUCUUUUAGAACAUAAAAGCUCAAGUGGAUAGAGUUUGCUCCACAUUUAUUGCAUAGUAUUCUGAAAGUUCCGUGCUUUAAUUUGUAUGUUUAAUACGAUAUACACUAGUUGUUUGAAGGCAGCAUCUACUUUGCAAUAACCAUUGAUCUCGGGUAUGUUCUGUUUUAUUUGCGGACACAUGAUUAUAUCUUUAGCAAUUCAGUUUUUUCAUGACAUUCAGCAUGACGAUAUCAUGCAUUUAUAUUUAACUGUCACUUAUAGUAAUACUUGUAUAUGCCUAUUAAAUCAAACCGGAAAAGUUCGACUGAUUUACUUCACAAACUUACAAAAUUUCAAAAGUCUUAACAAGUUUAAAACAUUAAAAUGUAAGUAGUUUAUGAUUUAGAUAUUAUCAAUACCUCAAAGUACACGACAAUGUCCCGGUGUAAGUAUUUACAUGUAACUAUUUGAAUACAGAGGCCUAUGUAAAAGUCGCAGGUACAUUCGUAUAAGUGACGUCAUACGGUCAUAUAAAUAUACACUGCGCAUCUAGUUUUGUCAGAUCGUCGACAGAUUUAAAAGGGUAAAGAUCGAAGAGAACUUGCUGAAAAAUAACAAUUAAGCCAAAAUUGAUACUUGAACUUUAAGAUAAUCUGGGUGAGGUACCCUUAUAUUUUCGGCUUCGGUUCAUGCUUGCUGGGUCUUCUUGAUAAAAAAUUUAUUCCAUUGGUCCUGCUCGCAAUAUAAGCUGAUGGUUUAAGUUUAUUGUGUUGUGCCUUGGUAGUGUUUGAGACAAGGUUUGAAACGGAGGUUUAAAACGGAACGGUGUUAGGUUUCAAGUCUGAAUCAGCAGUUUAAGGUUAUAUAGACAUUUUGGUUUGGAACAGAGUUAAGAUUUGGACAUGGGUGGGUAUAAGAAAUAUUAGUCUCAAGCUUGCGGCGUAUGCUCAUAUUUGCAGGGGUCUGCGAUCCAUAUGCUCAUCCUAGGUCGAGUGGUUCGCGAUAAGUUGUUGAAACGUGUUUGGUUUGAAAUAUAGCUAGACUAAGAUCAAAGAUAUAGGCUGUUUGAUACCAGCUAGAGUUUUAUAUGAUAAGGUCCACAUAUUUAAUUUAUUAGUUUUUGUAUAGAUUUUUAGUUAAUGUUUCAGACAAAAUCUUUUGCCAAAAUAAUCAGAAGCAAGGCAGCUUGAGAAGAAUUUAUUAUACAAAUUUUAUAACAAUCAGAAGCAGAUAGCUCAAGAAAGAAUUGAUAUAAAACGCUCAGUACACGUGACAGUAUUAUAAUAACAGAUCGAUAUUUUUGUUUUAUAUAAAUUUUGUUCAAAUGAUUCAUUUUAUUUCGAAAUGGUAUGGAGGUAUAUUAAUUACGACAUGCUGUUGUAUAUAACAUUUUGAUUUUAAUAAAUUCUAGCAAAAUCAGUUCUGUUUUACACUUUAGAUAGGUGGUAGAAAGAAGAUAAUAAAUGAGCCGUGCCAUGAGAAAACCAACAUAGUGGGUUUGCGGCCAGCGUGGAUCCAGACCAGCCUGCGCAUCCGCGCAGUCUGGUCAGGCUCCAUGCUGUUCGCUUUCAAAGCCUAUUGCAAUUAGAGAAUCUGUUAGCGAACAGUAUGGAUCCUGACCAGACUGCGCGGAUGUUGGUUUUCCCAUGGCACGGCUCAAAUGUUUAUUGUUUGAGUUAGACUCAGUAUUUCAUAUCAUCAAAACAUCUUAAACAUGUAUGUAUGCCUCUUGUUGAAGACUAUAUUAUAUUCAUAUUAAAAAGAAGGAUAAGUGUCCAAGAAGAAACGCCACGUUCCGAGAACAAGGUCCUUCCUAACUGCAAGCCUUUAACAGUAUACAUGUAUGGAUAUGUACAUGAUAUAUACGUACUAUGCUUCCGGAUGAUUUUAUAUAAUAUCUUUAACUCCCACUGAUGUUUUUGCUUCUGAUGGUCGUUGGUUUUUACUUUAUAUGUUUGAUCCAUUACUGUUGUCUAUUGUUUUUCAAUUUGUCUAUUAUUCUAUUAUUGUUUUGGCAGAUUAUAGUUAUAAAUUGCUAACAAAUAAAAAGAUUCCAUCCAAACAUAUUUUCAGCAUUAUCAAAACUAUAGUUCUUUUACUCGUAUGUUUUCUGAUAUGCUCAUUUGCUUCAUGUCCUAUGUAGUAAUUAAUUAAUUGGUUUAUAUAUCAUGUUUUGGGCAGGGAAAAUAAUGAACGUUAGGCAACGGUAGGUUUCUGUGAAAUGACUAUCUGAAUUGUCCAUGAACAUAUUUUUGGAUGGAACCUUUUUAUAAAUAUCUUAUAUCUUCCAGUUCCGAUAGCUAGUGAAUGUGCUAAUAAUUCGAAACAAGUGAAUAGUUUUCUCAGAUAAUCAAUUGUAAUAAAAUCAAGAUACUUUUCA